Molecule: messenger RNA, 5115 nt
Organism: Oxyura jamaicensis (ruddy duck)
Lineage: Eukaryota; Metazoa; Chordata; Aves; Anseriformes; Anatidae
Gene: CBX6
Product: chromobox 6
Exons: 6
Coding region: 91-825 (244 amino acids)
Biological process (GO): negative regulation of transcription by RNA polymerase II
Cellular component (GO): PRC1 complex
Source: RefSeq, a predicted model, not a curated record
CGCCACCGGGCAACGGCCGCCGCGUAACGGCCGCCACCACAGCGCCCGCGCCGCCGUCCCGUCCCAUCUCGUCCCGCUCCGCCCGCCCUCAUGGAGCUGUCGGCCAUCGGGGAGCAGGUGUUCGCGGUGGAGAGCAUCCGCAAGAAGCGCGUGCGGAAGGGUAAAGUAGAAUACCUGGUGAAGUGGAAAGGAUGGCCCCCGAAAUACAGCACAUGGGAGCCAGAGGAUCAUAUCUUGGACCCUCGCCUGGUAGUGGCUUAUGAAGAAAAGGAAGAGAGAGACCGCGCUUCAGGGUACAGAAAAAGAGGCCCCAAACCAAAGCGCCUCCUGCUGCAGCGGCUGUAUGGCAUGGACUUGAGGAGUGCACACAAGGGAAAGGAGAAGCUCUGUUUCUCUCUUGCACGGAGGUUUGGAGGAGGAGACAGUAGCCUGCCAGGGGCCAAGACAGGGCAGGCAGAGUUCUCAGAGAAGACUGGGGGAACAGUCCUGCCAUUCUCUCUCCGGAAGCAACGCAAAAACCAGAAGUACCUGCGACUGUCAAGGAAGAAGUUCCCCCGCAUGACGAGCCUGGAGAGCCGGAGCUGCAGGUGUGAGUUCUUCCUGAACGAUGCAGUGGGCCUGGAGGCCAGGCAAAGCCCCGAGGACUGGGAGGCCGUGCAGAACACCAGCAAAGAAGCAGAUGUGGAUGGCAGUCUCCCUUGGAUUCCCACUGUGCCCCCCAGCGAAGUGACAGUGACAGACAUCACGGCAAACUCCAUCACCGUCACUUUCAGAGAAGCACAAGUGGCCGAGGGCUUCUUUCGAGACCGGAGUGCGCAGUUCUGAAUCUCUGUUUUCACUGCUCCCCAAAUCCAGUGCUUUUAGGGUGGGGCUAGGGAGGGGUUAUUUUAUCCCUUAAGGAAAAAAAAUCCAAAAUGUCUCCUUAAAAUGUUUACAGAGACCUUUUCUUUUUCCUCCUUUUUCCCCUUUCAGAUACGCAAAAAAAAAAGGGGGGGGGGGGAAUGCAGCAUAGGGGGUGUGUGUUUGUCAUUGCUUUGUCCAUCUGAAAAACUGACAGCCCUUUCCCUGGCAAAGACUCCCCUCCUAGAUGUGAAAGCAGCAAGCUGAACAAUUCCCCUUUUAUCCUGCUAAGUGGCGGCAGCUGCGUUUGUGGGGAGAGGGCAUGUGGAGGUGGAAAGAGAGCUGGAUCUCUAGUGCUGCCUUGUUCUGCGAUUGAUAUCCCCUGGAUAAAGAUAUUUCUCUGUGCAUUGCUCUUCCCACCUUCCUCCUCCCUCUCUCCAUCCAGCAGCGAGAGGCGAUGGAUCCUGCCUGUGUAGAUAACUCCAGCCUGUUAAGACUUUCUCUCCAGUGCUGUUUUCCCUGUGGCCUGCUGUCAGGACUCCAGAGCUGUGUUUGCCUGCCUGUGGUAAGUAAGUCUGUGCAGCACAGGUCCAUCUAGAUGGCAGAGGUUUCUCCGUUUGCUUGUUGAUCAUGCAGGGAAGCCUGAAAUGCAUCCCUGAAAUCUAGAUUGGCUCCCUAAAUUCGAUUUGUCCUCAUUAAAGCUCAGAAACCCAGCACAGGCAAGACAUACCGCUCUGUCUACGCUAAACGAGAUUUCCAGGCUCGUCUGUGCUGUGUGAGAAAUGUGUUACGGAAAGUGGGGUGUUCUUAUCCUUUGCCAAAUUCUGUAUUAAUGACAAAUGCUGCCCUGAAUCCGUGGUAGUAGUUGUUUGAAAACUGACUCCUGCUCCCUGGGAGGAGGGGCUACCAGGACAACUGAAGCAUUGCCUGGCACUGCAAAGAUAUUCAAGAUACUGGCACAGGCCCAGGACGCAGGAAUUGGACAGAAUUGAGCUAGAAAUGGACCUUGAUUAGCAGCAAAUUCUGUUCUUGGAUGCCAUUGGGAGAUCCAAGGUAAACAACAUGUGGGGAAGGCAUGCAUUAGAGUUGAAGAGGGGGAAAAAAAAAUCUUAAUUCUUAGCAAUGAGAAUUGUUGGAUUGUGCUGUCGGAGUAAUAAUCUGCCAUGACUCCAGUCUCCUCACAGUAUCUGUGAUCCUGUAGUACUUUACUGAUGGGAACUUCCCCUUGGAAGGCUUAAAACUCUUUGCCAAGGAAAGUGGUCUGCAUUUCAAUAGACCCCGCCUGAUCUUGCACUUAAAAAUGCCUUGUGCUGGACUGCCUGUGACACUUUGAGGUUUUUGAAGAAUUGCUGUCUUUUGAGUUGGUAGUUUUAACAUCUGUUCUCGCACGUGCAUAUUCUCUUCCAUUUUUUAAAAAAUCAAGUUUUAUUUAAAUAACUUAAAAUUUUAUAGACCUUUUCCUAUGGAAAGCAAGAAAAGUAACCUAGAGUCUGAGGUGGGAACUGCCAGAGAGAGUGCUGCAGAGUAGUUUUGGCUGUCGUGAUUACUGUCCUUAAAUCUUUUUCUCCCUUUCCCCACUCUACACAAUGCAUCUCUGCUGUAUUUAUAGGAAGCCAUGCGCCCUCUGAGCUCUGAUGUAAAGACACCUGUGGAACUCCGCAGCGUGCAGUAGUUCCUUUGCAAGGCUUUGGCUGCUAGCCUGCAGAAUUUGGGAGAAUUUGGGAGCUCUGGGACUUCUGGUCAUCCAAACAUCUGCUUUUUGCAAAAUGCUUGGACUGCCCCAAAAGCUUUUAUUAAAAGCAGGUUUUAUGGCAGAUAGGAUGUGACAGGUCAGCGUAGACUUAGGAUUUCCCCUUCCAUCUCAAAGCUGUUUGAACAGGCCUGUAUUCUACUGUGUCACAGCAGUUUCAGGGCUGCUGGGAAGAUCCUGAAUUUCUGGACUAAUCUUUUGUCUCCCAAAGAAGUGACACGAAAGUUUAAUUGUGGAGAAAUCAGAGAGGGCGAGAAGUGGAAGGGGGGAAGAGUUAUGUGGUGGGAGGAAGAGCGAGUGGGAAAGAAGCUUAGAAUAGCUAGCAAGGGCAGAAUGGAUGAGGUAAGCACACAGGCCCAGGAUGUUUGUUGGAAGUGGGUGUCUGGAGCAAGGCUUCCGAGUCUGGAGUCACAUCAUAUAAACAGGAUCACUCUUCUGCAGCGCAUGGGGUCACACAGUCUCUCUCACUGUCACCCCCUACACACACAUGCAUGCACGCACACACGUCUUCCUGACACCUGCUAAAUAUGCUGAAUACCUGCAUCUCUUUUAGCUGUGACCUGUGGUCUUUCUCCAUGGCUGAGUCCACUCAUCAGGGUUGCAGCAGGUCAGGUAGUUAUGGUUGCAGAAGCGUAAUGUUUAGCUCGUUUUUGGAAAGUUGUGAACUCCAGCUCAUCCUGUUACAAUUUCGUGGCAUUUGUUAGAUCUGUUUUAAUGCAGCUACUGCCACCUUUGUCCUGUCUCCAUCGCAGUGUACAAAUGCACCAAAAAGCUUCCUAUUUACUAAGGUAAACAGGUUUUGGCCGUUUUUACUGACAGUGGAAGCAAUACCAAUCCUGUGGCAGGGAAGAGCUUGUCCUAGUAAACUGGAUUUCCGUCUUCUGCUUUUUCUUUUUUCCACUCACCAGCUGAGACUUCUCAAUGUUUUGUUUUGGCAUUUCUCUUUAAACAUCUUUUCUUCCUCUAGCAGUGGAGUUUUCAAAAACCUGUGGUGUUUUUUCAAAGAUGAUACACCCACAGCUUCAUCUCUUAAUCAUGUUUUUGGAUCAGGCCAGCUUGUGUUCUUCUGGUGACUAAUCACCUUGCUACACGAAGCAAGAUACCUGGCUACCAUGCUGCUUUCUGUCCAGGUCAGUUAGGAGUUAACCCGUAUCAGGUUAAGAUCCAACAAGUUGCAUGUGCGUGGGUUUGGUGUGUGUGCGUGUGAGGAGGAGUUUGUGGCAGGAAACUAAGCAGCUACUAUGGGGUGGGUUUUUUUCUUGGCUUUUUGUUUUUUUUUUGACAUUCAUGAAUUCUUGCUUAUCUUAAAGAUCUUUUGAGAAGGUUUUUCUCAGCUUAAGAUGUGGCUCUCUUCCAUGCUGUCUGGUGACAUAUUGUAGACUUCCUUGGUGGAGCUGGUCUUCAGGGACUUUAAAAUUAGCUUUACUCCACUUCCGCAGGUGUAGAGAUGUAUGGGGAUUUUUUACUUUUGGUGGCAGGAGAGGCUCUCUGGUUUGCUUGUCUCUUUUCCCCAGUCCCGUCCAUUUGUGAGUUCGGCCAAAAAAUCUGAAAGUUGAAUUGGGACCUCUCGAGCUAGCAUAUCAGGAAAAUCAGAUGCUGUGCUCAGAAUUUCGUUAAACAUUCCGUUUGAUUAGGAGAGCCAGAAUAGCAUCCAGCUGAAGCAGAGUUUAAUAAUUCUAUUUGAAGCACAAGCUGAGAAUAGAAAUGGGCUAACUCUCCCAUACCUCAUUUGGCUCCAUGGCUAUAAACAAGGAAAACAAACUUCAACUUCAGCCAGUGAAAAUUACUGAAAUAUGCUCAAGGAACAAACUUCUCCAAGAACUGUUCCAUGUAAGAAUUUACCAGUCGUGUUUAGGAGACAAGUUUUUUUCAUAAAUCUGCUCACAAUAAAGUCACUGUGUAUGAUACGACAGGACUGAGGGGCUUCUUGAGACUGUAAAAACCUUUUUUUUUUUUUUUUUUUUUUCCAACUAGUGUUAAUAAAUAACUGGAAAGGACUGCCUCUGUUCCUGGCUGGUUAUAAACUAGAUGUUACUGCUUGGAUAUGUAAGUGAUGCCUUGGAACAGCAAGUUUCAGCACGUAAAUAGUGGCAUUAAGUAGCCUCGUAGCUCCUGCAUGCUCCUUAUUGUCUUGCCUUUGCUUGGGGGCCCUCUUGCUUGUGAAGUCAGACCAAGGCGUUUGUUUUAUUUUCUUUUUCAAGCAUAGCCAGGAUAUCGUUGUGAGAACACCCAGGUGCCCUUCUGUUUUCCAAAGUAAACCUAAAUUUGUUAGUGACUUGACCCUUGCUUAUGUCAGAGGCUAAGGCAGAAAGAAGCUUAUUGAGAAAUGAAUGGCUUUUUUUGGUUGUUGUUAGUGUUGUGAAACUGUCCAGAAUUGUUCUCCUAGUGUUUUUUUUUUGACUGAAUGUGUAAAAAUAUUUGUUCACCUCACAGGGGGCCAGUGGCCCCAGUACUGUUUCCUGCUGUACGCCAGCUAGUGUUCUUUGAUGGUUUUACUGGAAUAGAGACGGGAGGCCUUGCACAGG